AUGAAGUGGUUUGGGGUCCUAGGGCUGGUGGCCCUCUCAGAGUGCUUAGUCACAAUCCCUCUUGUGAAGAUCAAGUCUCUUCGAGAAAACCUCAGGGAGAAAGAUAUGUUGAAAGAAUAUCUGGAGAAGUAUCCCUUCCGUCUGACCCACAAGCUUCUCCACAAACAUGCGGACUCAGGAGUAGCUUUUGAACCCAUGAGGAACUACCUGGACAUAGCCUACAUGGGCAUCAUCAGCGUUGGAACCCCCCCUCAGGAAUUCCAGGUCAUCUUCGACACGGGCUCGGCUGACCUGUGGGUGCCCUCCAUCUACUGCUCCAGCCCGGCCUGUUCUAACCACAAUACCUUCAACCCUCUGCGGUCCUCCACGUUCGUGGCCUCGGGCCAGCCCAUCAAACUCAUCUACGGCACUGGGAAGAUGUCAGGAUUUGUCGGCUAUGACACCAUUAAGAUUUCAAGCCUUGUCGACAGGAACCAAGCAUUUGGCCUUAGUGUGGAGGAACCUGACAAGAUCUUGGAACUCGCGACCUUCGACGGCAUCCUGGGCCUCAGCUACCCUAGCCUGAGUGUCAAAGGGGUCACCCCUGUCUUCGACAACCUGUGGAACCAAGGCCUCCUUUCUCAGAAGCUCUUCGCUUUCUACUUGAGCAGCAAGGGAAAGAAGGGCAGUGUGGUGAUGUUUGGUGGCGUGGACCCCUCCUACUACACCGGAGAGCUGCACUGGGUGCCCGUGUCCAAACCCCUCUACUGGCAAAUAUCGAUGGACAGCAUCUCCAUAAAUGGGAAGGUUAUUGCUUGUGAUGGUGGCUGCCAGGCCAUUGUGGAUACCGGGACCUCAUUGCUGCUUGGCCCACAAGACGCUGUCCUCAACAUCCAGGAGAUCAUCCAGGCCAGGCGCUCCACCAGUGGCGAGUACUUCAUCGACUGUGACGCCGUCAACACCCUGCCCGACAUCCUCUUCACCAUCGAUGGCAUCGGCUACCCAGUGCCGGCCAAUGCCUACAUCCAGAAGGAUGCUGCUUUGGGCAUCUGCUUCAGCAGCUUUGAAGGCAACGAGGACAUCUUGAACAACUUGGAGGAGUGGAUCCUGGGCGAUGUCUUCCUGAGGCUGUAUUUCACCGUUUUCGAUCGGGAAAACGAUAGGAUUGGACUGGCUACCGCGGUAUAA
Molecule: messenger RNA, 1167 nt
Organism: Equus quagga
Lineage: Eukaryota; Metazoa; Chordata; Mammalia; Perissodactyla; Equidae
Product: pregnancy-associated glycoprotein
Exons: 9
Coding region: 1-1167 (388 amino acids)
Biological process (GO): proteolysis
Molecular function (GO): aspartic-type endopeptidase activity
Source: RefSeq, a predicted model, not a curated record